Molecule: messenger RNA, 418 nt
Organism: Odobenus rosmarus divergens (Pacific walrus)
Lineage: Eukaryota; Metazoa; Chordata; Mammalia; Carnivora; Odobenidae
Gene: DEXI
Product: Dexi homolog (mouse)
Exons: 1
Coding region: 1-288 (95 amino acids)
Source: RefSeq, a predicted model, not a curated record
AUGCCCGGCGCCCGGGUCGCGGCCCACCUGGACGCGCUGGGCCCCCUGGUCCCCUACGUGCCGCCGUCUCUGCUGCCCUCUAUGUUCUACGUGGGCCUGUUUUUCGUCAAUGUGCUGAUCCUGUACUACGCCUUCCUCAUGGAAUACAUUGUCCUCAACGUGGGCCUCGUCUUCCUGCCCGAGGACAUGGACCAGGCGCUCGUGGACCUCGGAGUGCUCUCCGACCCCGGCUCGGGCCUCUACGAUGCCGACUCGGAGCUCGAUGUCUUCGAUGGUUACUUGGAGUAGGCUUGGCUACCGUCCUCCCCUCCCCCCAACGACCCGCACCCCUCGGCCUGGACCAGCCGCCCAAAUCAUGCCGCCGCUGCUGGUUGGGGGCAUCGUCGGGCCGGGGAUGGGAUCCCCAGGACGAGGCCGC